GGGCGAAUUUAUCAUAAAGUGAUGAUAGAAAGGAGAAUAAUAUAAGAAGAAAGAGAGAGAGAGAGAAAGAGAAAAAAGGAAGAGAGAAAGAGAGACAGAUAGAUAGACUGAUGUAAGGAAGAAAGAAAGAGUUACAGGGAGAGAGGGAAACUCGAGCUUAUUAUUGUGCUCAGCUACUGUAUACAAAUAGUACAACUCGAGAGACAACCGUAGUUCGAUUUCGUGAAAAGUCACGCGACAAUAUCUCCAACAUACGACAAACGCGCGACUAGAGCGUGCUAAUAACUUGCAGUGCUGCCCUAGUGUAUCUACUUACUGAGGAAAAAGAAGAAAAAGAAAAAGCUCAAAGAAGAUGAUCGUUGACUUCGGAAGGAUACGCUAUGCCGAAUGGAACUGACGUCAGGAAGUAGAAGCGAUUAUGCGGAGAUUUAUUCGAACAUCGUAAGAACGAGGAGGUCGUACGAAAGGAUACAGUGAAGAAGACCAGAAGAGAGAAAGAGGGAGAAAGAUAGAGAGAGAUAGAGAAUGAAGAUCAACGUCAUCUUCGCGUGCGCCACGGCUUUAACGAUAACAUCCGUGGCCUCGAUUACAAAGAUAAGCGCCACCUCAGCGACCUCCGUGAAGCCAAUCGAAGAAGGUGAGGAAGAUUAUGCUCGAGUUCUAGAGCUCUCUCUAUUGUUCUACGAAGCGCAACGAUCCGGUAAACUUCCGGAAAACAACAGAAUAUCCUGGAGAGGUGACUCCGCAUUGAGUGAUCGCGGAAUCAAUGGCGAAGAUCUUACGGGUGGUUAUUAUGACGCCGGUGACUUCGUAAAAUUUGGUUUCACCAUGGCAUCAACGACAACUCUUUUAGCAUGGGGAGCUGUUAGCUGGCCGGAAGCUUAUAUCGAGGCCGGCCAACUCGAUGAAAUUCGUAAAGCCAUUAAAUGGGCUACCGACUACUUUAUCAAAUGUCACGUAAGCGAGUUCGUCUUUUACGGACAAGUUGGAGAUUUUUCGGUCGAUCAUACGUAUUGGGGAAGACCGGAAGAAUUAAAUACAACAAGGCCAGCUUACAAGAUCGAUCCUGAUCAUCCUGGUUCCGAUUUAGCCGGUGAAACCGCAGCGGCACUCGCAGCAUCCAGCAUCGUAUUCAAGAACGUCGAUCCAAAUUACAGCGAACGCUGUCUCAAACACGCCAAGGAGCUUUAUAAUUUUGCUAACAAAUAUCGUGGUCUUUAUCACAGUGCAAUUCGUGGAGCAGCGCAAUAUUAUGAAAGCACUGAUUACGGAGACGAACUAGCAUGGGCCGCUGCUUGGCUCUUCAAAGCAACUAACGAUUCGAGAUAUCUCGAGGAUGCCGAGCAUCAUUAUCAACAUUUUCAUCUUAAGGAAAGACCAAACGAAUUCUUUUAUAAUAAAAAGGUUGCCGGUGUUCAGGUUUUGCUAGCACAAUUGACAGGUCAACCGGAAUAUCAAAAUGCCGCGUGUGCUUUCUGCGACUUUUCCGUUCGACAACAAAAGCGCACACCUAAAGGACUAUUGUACAUCGACAAAUUCGGUACUCUUUGUCAUGCUGCAAACGUGGCGUUUGUUUGCCUGCAAGCUGCUGAUUAUCCCAAUAUCGGUGAUCCCCAGGAAUAUCGUGAAUUUGCAACGCAGCAAAUCUCAUAUAUGCUAGGUGAUAGAGGAAGAAGUUAUGUGGUUGGAUAUGGAUAUAAUCCACCUGCACAACCACAUCACGCAGCAUCCUCCUGCCCAAAUAAACCUGCCCCUUGUGGAUGGCCAGAAUUCGACAGACAAGAACCUAAUCCUCAAAUACUUUAUGGUGCUUUAGUAUCUGGACCUGACGAGGCCGACAAGUUUCAAGAUCAUCGAGAAGAAUAUAUUUAUACCGAAGUGACGCUCGACUAUAACGCCGGUUUCACGAGCGUUUUAGCGGGAUUAUUACAGCUACGAAUUAAGAAAGUAGAAUAAAUAUUCACAUCUAGGACGUUCGAUCGAAUAAGAAUUAGACGUACGAUCGUUACAUCAAAGACGUGACACGUCGACGACACCUGUCUGACGGACGCCCGUCGCUAUCAAUGCUUACAUGUGAUUUGAUUUAACAUAUCUUGAAUUUUUUAAACGUCGUAUAAUAUCGUAUACCUAUUUGGCAAAGCAAAAUUUCGAAUUUUUUAUUUCGAAUGAUUACAGAUACUUGAUACGACUUUUCGUACUAAUCUAAAUGAUCUUCAUCUAGAUUUACUUUGUUGUUCUUUAUAUUUUUUAAUUUAAACGUCAUAUAAUAUAUGUAUAUACAGUGUCUCUGAGUGAUUUGUCGUUUAGCUGCGGGGAAAAUUUGACUGCGACAAUUUUUUCUCUUUUCUUUUUUAUAAACAGAAAAAGUAUUUUUAAUCAUAUGGAAGAAGAAAUAUUUUUUUAUCCAAUGUCGAUCGUUCCAUUGAUUUUAUUUAAUAGACGUAUUUCCCUGUGUUUCCUUGCAGCAAACCUUAAAAUACCUACAGAGUGCUGAUCUUCUAGUAUUAUCGUAUUAUCGAAGAUUCGAUAAAGAUACGAUAACAAUUCGUUAUUUUUAAUUUUCUUUCCCUUAAUUACGGGCUAUCGUUAGAAGAGAUCCAAGGAUGGCUAUGAGCUAUAUUUUUCUUACUUGCCUCUUGAUCGUAAUUUAUUUCCGUACCUUUUGCGAAAAGAACAAUUUUUGUUUCGUGGAAACACGUUAAUGACGAAGUUUAAUCGACCACUUUUAUUUUUUAAGACUUAAGUCAAGUAUCCUUUGACUUUAUCUUUUUUUUCUUUUUUUUUUUUCUUUUUUUUUUAUGAAAGUAUACCAUCUAAUAUACUUUUUAUGUAACACUUUAGAAACCUUAGGCUUAGCUCGUUAUUGCUUUUUUCUCACUAUCAGGCUGUGUACUAUAUUAUGUUAUUAUAUUUCAUCGCGUCGUAUUAUACGAGUAUUAAAUAAUUGAAAGACAAAAAAUGUUAUUUUUUGUCUGUAUUAUAAUGUUUUACAAUAAGUUAGAAUUGUAACUUGAAUUAUAUACUUAUUUAGAGUAAUCAAAGUUUUUGAUUAUUAACAGGAUUGUUCAUUGAUCGAUAUCAAUGAUUUGAUCGUACAAUUAAAUUUUUUACAUCGAUCGAAACAUUUCUUUCGUGUUUACGUAAUGUAAAUUUGGAUCGUAAAUGUCCACUUAUGUCUCAAGUGAGUCUUUCCAUGUCGUAUUAUUGCCUCGAGCCAAAAGUAAAAGUAUGCUAAACCGUCGAGUCGUCGAAAAAGAGUUCCGAGCAUAUUGAAUAUUUCAACUAGAAAAUCAUAACACGAUUCUCGUCUAUAUACGUAUUGAUAUCAAAAUUUUCUCUUAACACGUUUCUGCUAUCAAAAGUUAAGGUUAAGCUAUUUUUGAGCACAGUCAUGGGAAGAACGAUCGGUAUAGGUAUGACAGAUCAAAUAAAAAAUGAGUAUGUACGAACGAACGAGCAUGCGAAUGUAUAUGUGUGCGUGUAUGUUUGUAUAUAACUAAGGACAAAUAGAAAAAUCGAUAUUUGCAAAUUGUGUCGACGAUAUAAAUAUUUCCACAUCGAUCAUAGGUCGAUACGAAUAUUUCCAUAUCGAUCAGGAUCUUCUAACAAUGUUAAGUAAUAAAUUAUAAAGUAAACAAG
This is a messenger RNA of Vespula vulgaris, 3639 nucleotides long. Its product is annotated as endoglucanase E-4-like. The record is from RefSeq and is a predicted model, not a curated record. Gene Ontology annotation, molecular function: hydrolase activity, hydrolyzing O-glycosyl compounds. The transcript has 7 exons. Gene Ontology annotation, biological process: carbohydrate metabolic process. Lineage: Eukaryota; Metazoa; Arthropoda; Insecta; Hymenoptera; Vespidae. The coding region runs from base 526 to 1956 and encodes 476 amino acids.